AUGAUAUUAUCACUAAAGGCACGCGUUCUACUUUCAAGAAGACAAUGUAGGAAAAUUCAACUUUGUAGGAAAAUUCAACUUAUGAUCCAUACAAAAGAUGAAGCAAUCAAUAAUCUUGCAAAUGGUGUAAUCGAUGCUGAUUUAGUAAAACUAUGUCAAAGAUUUGCAAGUGAGAAAUUUCAGAAGGUUAGCAUUAGAAAUAAGAAAAACAAAUCAUUUAAUCAAGUUCCACCUGCGGUUGGCACAGUUUCAAUUGCAAAGAUUGUUGACAAGGUAAGCAACUUCUUUAAAACUUAAAUCUUUCAUUGCUUGUUACAAAUAUAUAUAUCUUGACAAACUUAUGGUGAGCAACCUUGUUAAAACAUAAAAAGAAAGGAGAAGAAGUAUCAUUGAUUGAACGUUACAAGACUGAACAUUUUUCGAAAAAAAAUUCAAAUG
Messenger RNA from Lactuca virosa, 438 nucleotides. Lineage: Eukaryota; Viridiplantae; Streptophyta; Magnoliopsida; Asterales; Asteraceae. The record is from the annotation of a GenBank genome assembly.